This is a messenger RNA of Vicia faba (fava bean), 522 nucleotides long. The record is from the annotation of a GenBank genome assembly. NCBI's taxonomy places the organism in Eukaryota, Viridiplantae, Streptophyta, Magnoliopsida, Fabales, Fabaceae.
AUGUGGAGAUUUUGUGUUCAACAUGCCAUCCACCUUAUCAAAAGACUACCUACACCUUUAUUGAAAUUCAAAUGUCCCUAUGAGCUUCUACAGCAACAACCUCCCAUUUUAAUUCACUUAAAAGCUUUUGGUUGUUUAAGUUUUGCAUCUACAUUCCAGGCUCAUAGAUCUAAAUUUGAGCCUGGAGCUAGAAAGGCUAUUUCCCUUGGGUUUAAAGAGGGAACUAAAGGAUACAUCUUAUAUGACUUACAAAAUCACAACCUUUUUGUUUCCAUACAUGUGAUAUUCUAUGAAACACAUUUUCCCUUUAAAUCUCUCGUGUCACCCUUAACUAUAAAACUUGACCUCACUAAUUUUCCCAUAUAUGUUGAACCAGACGACUUAUCUCAACCUUCUAGUUCUACUGAAAUUUCUCUCCCUACUGAGCAUAUAUGUCCUCUUACCAAUUCUACUUUACAGCCUGGUAUUGAUGAUUCUCCUUCUAGUCCUACAUCCCCCUUCACCUUUUCCCUCUCAUACUAG